CAUUUCGUUAUUCAGUUGCUGCAUGGCGGUGCUCGUAUCAGGUUAGGGUUGUAAGCUGCUGCUUUUUAUUUCGUGUGUCUGCCGUUCGUUUUCGCUUAAGACAAAGCGUGUAUCACUUUCACCACCAUUCUUCUAACAUAGCCAAGUGCGUUGCCUGUUACAUUGCUUUCCUUGUUCUCCCGCCCAUUUCACUAGUGUAGGUUGCUGAGAGAAGUCCUCACCUUUGCAUUAGGCUUAUUAGUACACUUGUUUCCUUGCGAACGGUUAUCGCUGGUCCUGGAGUGAAAAUUUCGAUCUACAAUUUUAAAAACGUACUUCAUAUUUCGGUUUAUACAUUGUUAACAGUUUGUACUGUUGAUUUGUUUGUGAGACCUGGAGUGUUGUGAAGGCAGUGAGACAACGCCUCUUCUACUGCUAUUUACAAAUUUUAUGUUCGUGUCUUUUUUACAAGUAACAUAAAAGUGUUUAAUUGAUCUGCAACGUAAAGUGCUGUUAUUUUAUUGAUUUUUGCGAAGAUACUUUAUAAGGAAUUGUGAAACUGAAUCUGAUUCCAGCGCAAUAUACGGAGCAAAGGAACAGCAUAGAAGAAGCAGACCGUUUGGUUAUAGUACUGUCAGUGUAUCGAAGGUUAAAUCUACGGAAGAGACUCGCUAAUCACCACACAACGUUCUUUAAGAGGUUGCAGCAGCGCAGUACCCUAAUUUGAAGCAGCACCGAUAGGUGGCAACACAUCACAAUGUCACAGAUAAUUAAAUUCUUCGACGAUUUCCACACGAUGCUAGAAAAGAAUGGCGAUCCGCGGACAGGAAAAUGGCCCUUGAUGAGCAGCCCAUUCCCAACGUUAGCAAUAUGUCUGAGCUACAUAUAUGUAGUAAAAGUUUUGGGUCCUAAGCUAAUGGAGAAUAAGAAACCUAUGGAACUAAGAAAAGUCCUGAUAUAUUACAACUUGUUUCAAGUUUUGUUCAGCGUGUGGCUUUUCAUUGAGAUAGGCAUGUCAGGAUGGCUGACUGGUCGUUACAGUUUACGCUGCGAGCCAGUUGACUACUCCAGCCACCCAGUCACAAUUAGGACGGUACAUGCAUGUUGGUGGUACUAUUUCUCGAAAUUUACUGAAUUUUUUGAUACAAUUUUCUUUGUACUUAGGAAAAAGAAUGAACAUGUAUCUACACUUCAUGUUAUCCAUCAUGGGGUUAUGCCUAUGAGUGUUUGGUUUGGAGUAAAAUUCACUCCAGGAGGCCAUAGUACUUUCUUUGGACUCAUCAACACAUUUGUACAUAUUGUAAUGUACACAUAUUAUCUUUUGUCUGCACUGGGACCACACUACCAAAAGUACCUGUGGUGGAAGAAGUACCUCACUACGUUCCAGAUGGUCCAGUUUGUUGUGAUUAUGGUACAUGCAUUCCAACUGCUGUUCACUGAAUGCAACUAUCCACGUGCAUUUGUAUGGUUCAUUGGCAUGCAUGCUGUUAUGUUCUUCUUCCUCUUCAAUGAAUUCUACAAACAGGCUUACCAAAAGAAGAGGAGAAUAAGUGUUGUGAAGACUAGAGUUGAAAAGGCUGGUUCAACAAAUGGUACAUUACCAAAUGGUCACACCACAGGCUCAGAAAAGUCAAAUGGUUACAUCACAAAUGGCUACAGCAAUGGUCGAGCAGCAGAUUAUUAUGUAAAGGCAUCAACAGCAGAUCUUCAUCUUAGAUCAACAACAUCAAUAAAAGUGACAGAAGGUGCUUCAACUCUCGAGUAAUACCAGGGAAUAUAGAGAAAGUGGAAUUAUUCAGUUUAUUAGGAGAAAGAACUUUCAUAAAAGUAAAAAGAUUGUUAUUUCUUUUUAUUACAAGUUUUUAUUUCUUCUGCCUGUAGCUGUUGAUAUGAUAGUGGGAAACGUCCCGCUAACAACUUGGCGCUGGCCGCUGUACGCAGAAGUCUCCACAGCAAAUGUUCUUAAAGUUUAAUACAUCAUUGCCAGGGUGUUGCCUGAAUAAUAUGGAUAUGUAUUGUGAUAUUUUUGGUGUAUUGAAAUGUAUUUCUGAAAAAAAAAAGUACUUGUUAAUAUAGAUAAGUUGAUAAUUUUCACAUACUGAGAUACCAGUAAGUUGAACUUUACAUUGCCUUUGUCAGGUAAAAUUGUAGAAUGAAUACAGAAUCAGAAAGAAAGUCUGUGUAUCAGCAAGUAAACUAUAGUGCUGCUGUAGUGACAUACAUAGUACGAACAUAGAAGAAGGUAUAGAUUGCAAUAUUUGUAUAAUGCACAAAACCAAAUUAUUAUUAAGGUCCCCCCCCCCACCCCCCAGAAUUCAGUGCAGUGAACCUGAAUGUGCAGCUGAUACAUAUUUCAUGAUGCUGUAAUAAAUCUUGCACAUGAUUAACUUUAAAAAAAAUUCCAAUAAUGAGUCAAAGCAGCUUUCUCUUUAAUUUAUAAAUGUAAUAUGAGACAACUAAAGGUGUAAGACUAUUGAAAAUCCAGAAAUUACAAAUGGGUUCAUUUAUGGUGGAAACGAGGUUCUCAUGGUGGUGACUAUUAUCUCCUGGGAUAUGAUGCACUGUGUUCUGCUUGGUUUUUGUUUUGUGCUUGGCAUGCUUUUUGAACCUUAAGUUGGAGGCAGCUUGUUUUUCCAAAAUGUUCGUGAACUUCGACCGGGCUACACAGCAUCACAUACCAGAAGACGGUACUCUUCAAGGUUCAUUUGUGACUCUCAUUACUCUAUGAGAAUGCAAAGAACUAUAAUCAAACUUGCAGUGAAUGCUACUUAUUUUUCAUCACACAUUCCAAGACAACAUGCACAGAGGUUAUUCCCAUGGCUGCCAUUAAGUAUUUAGUCUUUCAUGAACAUAUAGAAUUAUGUAACCAGUUUGGCUGUAGACUUUCUCCUAGCCUGCCAUGUGUUUCAUGUGAUGUAAGUUAAAUAAGUAAUAUGUUCUUAAACAUAGAUUCCCACAUGUUCACAUAGUCACUGUCCAUUUAUUUCAGAAUGAACAAAAUCACUUCUAAAAACUGACACUUCUAAUAAGUUUCUUGGGAAGUUUAUGCCUUCAGUUUGAGGAACAUGAUCACUGAAGAAUUCUCAAUGACAUUUUGGAAUGUGUCAGACUGUUAUAACAGAUUAUGAAUAAGGUGUAUUUCAAACACUGGUCUAGCAGACCAUGAUGUAACAUUUCCAAGAAAUAAACAAAGAUGCUGCAAAAUAUAGUUGUAUAGUUCUGAGGCUCAUGUAUGUUAGUAGGCGUGAAGGUUAGGAAUAUGUUGUGUUAAUGGUGCGCUGUAAGAAUGUUAAAUUUGGUGUUACACAGUUUUAAAAUGUGGUCUUAUAAGAGUGGCCUUUAACAGUAUCGUGAUGGAUGAUAUUUCUAACUAAAGCAUAAGAGUAAUUCGUGCAAUAACUAUCUUUGUAUUUAUUUACACUCACUUAAAAGGAUAAAAUCUUCACUAGAAUUUUGUAUAUAUAAUAUGGCUGGCAUGAUGGUGAAGUGUAUGUGGAUGAUAUUUUCAUUACACAAGUCAGACAGGUGUAAAUAUCUGUUGGUUUUUUUACAUACUUGAAUAAAGAUUUAGCCUACACCAGCAAUAAUGGUUAUUGAUUAUGAUGAUGAUGAUCCCCUAUUCUUUUCAAUGGCAACAUAUCUUUUUUUGUCACAAAUUUGAAUAUGUCAUUUAAUUCUGAGAGUCAUGAGCAUAAGAGCAUAUUUAUAUUUAUUCUUAAGAAGCUGAAAAUAAGGCAACUUUAACUUUCUAAGAAGCAGUAUUUGAAGAAAAUCUCACCUUAUAUUUGGGCUAAUAUGGUAUAAUUUUAUUCAGAGGAACCAUUGCAUUCUUAUAGAAACAAUCUUUAACAAAACUUAAAGGAGACAAAAUAUCAAUGCUGUGGCCAACAAGGAGAUGCAAGAGACUGUAAUGUUGACUCCAGAAACAAUGCAGAAGUAUGAAGUAACUAUUUGAUUUGAGAUUCUCACAGCAGUGAUUUUGAGCAGUAGUAUCUUCUUAGUUAUGGCACCAUGUAGUGUUUUACAAGUUCACUGAUAUUUCUGAGAAACAUAUCUUCAGGGUUGAAGAAUAAGCCAAGCAAACAGAGAGAUUGCUUACUAUUUGCUUGUUGCUUGUUGUAUGUAGUCUCUGAUCCUGAAGAUGGAGGCAGUUCAUCUCUCUAAAUAUUUCAGUAAACUUUACUAGAUUACAUGGCAUCACAUCCAAGAAGAUAGUACUCUUUAAACUCAAACUGAUUGUAUUUUUAGUGUUCACAAUGUUUCAGUAAAGUGAUUAUCUCCACAGUGACAUAAAGAAAUUGUGCUCCCAGAUAGCAUUACCAACAGCGCACCCAUGAAUUAACAACUACCUGUUUUAAUUGUUCUCGUUUGCAUAUCAGAUAAAUUCAUAAUAUACACAUUUUCGGUACCUAUGUUAUGAGCAGUAAGCAAAACUAAAUCCUAUAUUAUAAUUCUUUGAAUCAUGUCAGAGUUUCAUUUUCCUGUUCCAUUCAUACAUUCAUCUGUUCCUGCGUUUGCUCAUUCACUCCUUUCUUUUUCUUCUUCUUCUUCUUCUUCUUCCUCAUCUUCUUUUUGUUCCUCCACCUUUGACAUAUCCACUUUCGUGUGAGUUGUCAAAUGUCUUCUUCCCAAAGCUUCUUCUCCUACUUUUCUUCCUAUGUUGCCUUUCCUUUUGUGUAACCUCUUCCCCAACCAGUUUUUCAUAUCUUGACCUUGUCUUUUUCUUAGUCAUUAUGUUUCUAGAUAUUCAAAACCUUCUUUGGAAUUCUCUUUUCUGUCAUUCAUAAAAUGUCGUCCUGUUGUUUAUUAAUUUGUCUACAUAUCUAGUUAUCUUUAAAUUUUCUCUACAUCCCUCACUUCUUGUUUUUUCCUUCUAUACUUCUUAGAAAUUCUAUCUCAUCUGCAAUUACUCUACUAAUAUCUCUCUUUGUCCAUGCUCAUGUUUCUGUUCUGUAUGUUAAUAUGGACCUGUACUAAUUUUUAAAUAAAUACAUUUUGCCUGACUUUUGCAUUUCCCACUCCCAAAAUUAUAUCCAUAACUGGAUGAUAAGAUUUUCAUGCAUUUUUAUUGUUUCUGUUGUUACUUUUUUUACUAUUCCAUUUGUCAGUAUUUUGCUUCCUAAGUAUUCAAAACUUGCCACUUUAUAGUAAUUCCUUUUUUUUUCUGUCUCUCUCUCUUUUCAUGUCUCCUUUCCUCUUGCUUAUUUUCAUGACCAUGCAUUUAUCCACACUGAUAUUUAAACCAAAAUUUUUACAUUUAUAAAUUAGAACUGAGCCCAGUGGUCUGACAGUAAUGAUGUUCUAGACUUGUAUUUGGGACACUGGCUAUUCUGAUUGAUUUUUUCAUUAUAUAAUGUAGAUUCGUAAAACAUCAUGAAAUAAACCAUGAACCUCACUGUAAAUCUGAAUUGGAACCAACAUAAAACUUCAGAAAACGCUCAUAUAAGUACAGGGUGUUCAAUCAAGGAGGAAACUUCACAACACCGUUGACAGAGCCCAAUAUUCCUCACAGAUUGCUGCUGUAACUGUAACAACACAUUAUAAACGCCAAUGACUCAUUCUGCUAUCAGCAGUUACAGUAGCAAUAUGUGAGGAGUGUUGGGCUGAGUCAGCAGUUUUGCGAAGUUUCCUCCUCAACUGAACGCACUGUAUUAUAUAUAAAGGAAUCAUGAGACAGUAUAUUUAUUCUGCUCACACAGCAGGUCUUCUUUGUUGACCAAUUUUCCUGGGUACUGUAAGGUUUAUUUGAAAAUAUCACAAAAUACUAAGGAAACAAAACCAUGUACAUAUAUAUUCAGACUCAGGGAACAUAACUGUAUUUUAAAAAUCCAACGUUCCAAUUUAAAAUUUAAGCAUAAAAAAAUUCAGUCAUGUAAGUAUUAACUUGUAUUGGCCAUACAUGACCCAGCUGUGGCAAUGCAUGCACUGGAUUAGCUAGCUCCACCAGGCCUGGUGUCAUAUUUUUUGCAAUAUAAACUCCAUUAGUGCCAAGUUUAAAUUUUGUCAGUGCCAUCAUAGAAAAUGAAAUACAGUCAAUAAAGGUCAAUUUUUUGGAAUGUUUAAGUCAAUACAGCCCACAGAUCAGACAGUUACAUUUUCCAUUAAUGAAACUACAAAAGUAAUCUUUUUGGUUUAUGUAACAUGCAGUUAAUUGGUAUAAGUGUGUCAGUGAAGAGGAAAACAUAUCCUUGUUCUAUUGUACAUCAGUGAAGUAAAGACAGGGCUGUGUCCCAUAUGAAGAGGUACUACAAAUAUAACAUAAAAGUGCUGUUAAUAAUAAGAAAUGUUCUGUUGUGUGAGGGAAGCUACUUAAGUACAUAAUGAAAACUUUCUCGUUUUCUUUACAGUUCAGUGUAGGUAUAUAAUUUCUUUUAGUGCCACAAAUGAUAGACUGGUAUAAUUACUUCUUUCUGAUUUUAUAAAGCAUUGUGUACAACUCUUUCAUACCUUUUCUAGGAGAGUGGACAUAAAAAGAAUUGCUCUUAUUUUCACCUUUCAUUUUAUUCCUUUCCCUGUCCCCUCUUUAACUUUAUCAUCCUUUCUUUCCACACACUUUUUCAUAACUUCCUUCAUCUCUUAAUUUUCUUUGCUUGCUGUCCUCCAACUUUCUGUUCUACAUCUGCUCAUUCAUCUUCCUACUCAUCUCUUCUCCCACUUCUUGUGCUCUUUUCCCAUUCCUUCCUACCCCUCCUUUUCCUCCUCCAUAUUCCCCACCUUAUCUCCUUUUUCUUAUUCUCUUUUUCAUUAUCCAGGGCUGGAAAUGGAGAUAGACACAGGUGGAUGCUAUGUAUAUAAUUCCCAAGUGCACUUUUUUUUUUUCUUAACAAGUGCCUUACAGUGUUGUAAAUAUUAUUCCUAAUAGUGACAUGUAGGAAGGAAUUCCUGAACAUCUACUGUGAAGAUGUCCUUUAUACUAUAUGCUGGUCAUUUCCAAGGCUCUUCUGCUGACUUCGAGCAUCUGUGUAGUUCUGUGGAGCCAUUUUCAUCCCUGUAUUUUCCUUUCUCUUUUCCAUUAUCCUUACCACACAACUUUCAGGGUCUAAGAGGGAAAGGAAUGUAGUUUCAGACCUCGUUACGGCAUUCCAUAAUUUGGUUGUGUAGCACUUUCCUGCCAUGUGCUGCUUAACAAAUCUCCUAUGUCAAGUUUCUGUUACUGUAGGCUUUGUAUGGGCCAGGUUGUAUGAUUUAAUAAUACAUGUCCACAAUACAGAAAAUUUUACAUUUAUUUGUUUCUUUAUAAUGUGCAAUGGAUCUGCAUCUAAUGCUAAAAAUAGAGACUGAAGAGGUUAUGAUGCAGAUUGAAUUUUUCAGUGUUUGGUGCUCCAUAUGGCUUAUAUGAUGCAGGUUAUACAUUGUAGACUUGAUCUGUGUAACAUCUGAAUCAUUACUAUGUGAUAUAACCUUAAUUUAAUUAAAACCCACGAUCUUUAGAUACUAUAUCAACAGAUUUUUUUGUCUUCAAUUUGUACAGUCCUUUUACACAAUCUUUAAUAUUAUGUCAGUCCAAAACAUCUUUGGAGGUGUGUCAUUAUUAGAUAGUCACAUAGAUUAUUUCACCAUCAUUAGAAAGUAACUAGACUCCAUUUGCAUCAUACAAUGAGAAACAAAAUAACCAUACAGGAGAGGUGAACAUACAGGAAUUUUCAUUCAUAAAGUUCCGUUGUUGAUGUAUGACAUUGCCUCAGAGAUGUUUUAGGCAGAGUGUAUGAACUAUUCAUUUUAUUACUUAUCUGUUAAUGUCUUGGUGUGAUAUUACUGUGUUAUUUGUUUUUCAUGGUGAAGAAAAUGAAGAUUAUUCUAAGGUUGUGUACAUUUCCUUACAGCAAUUGAAUUUAUGCUCAGAAUUGUCAUUUUAUAAAAUAAAAAUAAUCCUUGAUUGAAAAUAAAGCAUCUUUCAACUAAAUGAGAUCUAAAGUUCUUGUGGCAAUGUUUCUGGGGUGCACUGUUGUGUAAACUGGUGAAAGUUUACCAGUGAAUAGGAGAAAAAUAUUGCCUCCAUCUUCAUGGUAAAAUAAUAAGCUGAGCAGACAGCAAGCAAGCAACUUACUUUUGUGUGCUCUGUAUACUCUUCAGCCAUGAAGUUAACACAUUCCUCCAGAGCAUCAGUGAACUUCUGCCAGACUACACAGUGUUAAGAGCAAGUGUAGGAAAUAACAAGAAGCAAGAUAAUUGCUUGCACGUCUUUAUUUUUUACCCUGAAGAUGGGGGGUGUGUGUGUUUCUCUGAAAUGUCUGUUAACUUGUACUAGACUACAUAACAGACAUCACAUCCCAGAAGACAACAGUCUUUAUUUUCAAACUAGUUGUAGACAGUUCUCAUGUCCAUGUUGAAUUCUGAAACUGAUGACUUAGAUGUUAUGAUCUUCUUCAUGAGUGCAGGUUUGUGUAUGAACGACACUGAAUGCAUCUCAUCAGGUUCAGAACUGGUUUGUCAUGUUAUCAGGAGGAGCAAAGAAUGGGUUUUACAAUGAAUAAACUCAAAGCUUGAUCCAUGGAAAUAGUUUUUUCUUUAAAUUUUGUUUUAUCAGUUCUGUGAACAGCUUAGUUGAUUGAAUAAUUAAACAUAAAUAUAUCUGAAUUAAACUGUUUAAGUUACAAGAUUCUUGAAUAAACUUGGUAAUAUAAUAAGGGUCAAAAUUGUACCUCAAAUUGGACUACACAUAUUUCUCCAAAUGCAAUCUUUGCAGUUGGACAUAUAUCAUUGGCCUUUAUGCUUAUUUAUUAUUGACACAAAACUUUAAAAUUUCACUUUUGUGUCAUUAAAUGUGUACUUAACUAUUUUAAAUUUUGUAUGAUAUAUCUCUCAUAAAAUAAGAUGAACUUCUUUUCUUCAA
Messenger RNA from Cryptotermes secundus, 8812 nucleotides. RefSeq names its product elongation of very long chain fatty acids protein AAEL008004. NCBI's taxonomy places the organism in Eukaryota, Metazoa, Arthropoda, Insecta, Blattodea, Kalotermitidae. Gene Ontology annotation, molecular function: fatty acid elongase activity. The record is from RefSeq and is a predicted model, not a curated record. Gene Ontology annotation, biological process: fatty acid elongation, saturated fatty acid; sphingolipid biosynthetic process; very long-chain fatty acid biosynthetic process. Gene Ontology annotation, cellular component: endoplasmic reticulum membrane. The transcript has 9 exons. Bases 737 to 1744 code for a protein of 335 amino acids.